AUAUUGCAGUCGAGAGAUAGCGGGAGCACAGAUGCGAGCUCUCGAGCUUCCGUUGACUGUGUUCCUCAUCGAAGAGCUCCGAAAGGCUGGGAAGGGAAGAGCACAGUUGAUUCUCUUGACGUCUGAAUGCGUUGUGUACUGAAAUGACGGCUUUACGACGUGUUUAACAGGUCGGCGUACUCCCAUGACAAUGCACCGGACAACGAGAAUCAAGAUAACGGAGCUAAAUCCUCAUUUGAUGUGUGUUUUAUGUGGAGGAUACUUCAUUGAUGCGACCACUAUUGUUGAAUGUUUGCAUUCGUUCUGCAAAAUGUGCAUUGUCCGGUAUUUGGAGACCAGCAAAUAUUGUCCUAUUUGUGAUGUCCAAGUUCAUAAAACAAAACCCCUCCUCAACAUCAGGUCAGAUAAGACCCUUCAGGACAUUGUUUACAAGCUGGUGCCUGGUUUGUUUAAAAAUGAGAUGAAAAGGAGAAGGGAUUUUUAUGCUGAACAUCCCGUUGAUGCUACUAAUGGUUCCAAUGAGGACAGAGGAGAGGUGUCAGAUGAAGACAAGAGAAUCAUUGCUGAUGAUGAGAUCAUCAGUCUGUCCAUUGAGUUUUUUGAUCAGAAAAAGCUUGAUGGUAAAGAUGGGGAAGAAAAAGAAUCCACAAAAGAGGUGACUGUAAAGCGUUACUUACAAUGCCCUGCAGCUAUGACAGUAAUGCAUCUCAGAAAAUUUCUUAGAAGUAAAAUGGAUAUACCAUGUACCUUUCAGAUUGAAGUUAUGUAUGAAGAUGAGCCUUUGAAAGAUUAUUACACUCUUAUGGAUAUUGCUUAUAUUUACACAUGGAGAAGGAAUGGGCCAUUGCCUUUGAAGUACAGAGUUCGACCGGGCUGCAAAAAAAUCAAGUUGAGCAGUCCCAGGAAUGAUAUGAGUGGUGGCAGAAGGCCUGAUACGGAAAGUGAUUCCAGCAGUGACAAACCAAACAGCCCGAGUAUUGUUGCUGCCCCGUCUACAUCAUCCUCUAUGCCCAGCCCAAACACCCCUGUCCAGUCUACACACCCCAGCUUCCCUCACAUCUCCACCAUUAAUGGAGUCUCUGCCAAAGUGGGCCACAAUGGCCAAACACCUUUCAGCAGCAAAGUCUGCAAAACUUCUCAUAAUGGCUCUAACUCUCUUGGGUGAUUUGCUCAUGGAUGCCAAAGCCAUCGAUGCCAUGAAAACAGAGCUGUGAUGUAUAUGCUUUCUUUAUAAACCACCUCUUUUUGUAUCAUUUUUAAAUAUAUUUGUUUUGUCACCACGUGUGAGGACUGGUAACACAGCAUUGUUUGUGUUAUAUUUUGUAUUGAAUAACUAAUAUUGUGAAGAGUACAGGAUGAGAACUCGAAAAGAAGGAGAAUGUAUCUAGAUGUUUUUAUAAACUCUGUCUUGUUCAUUUAGAUUAGAGUGCCAGUGUAUAUAAAUCAUUUAUUUUUUUCCAUGACUUCUCCGUUGAAUUAGCGGCACAACCAAUGUUUUGUUUAUAUUCAGAUUUUCUUUCCAGGCGAAAAGUGUAAAACCAAAACUACAUUUGCAAAAGGGCAACAAUGCAGCGUCAGUAUUGUUUCGGAUAAACUCAAACUGUAAUAAUAAUGGAAAAAAAAUCUGCUAUGUACGUGCUCCUCACAUAAGUUGAGAAAUGUUUUCAUUUUCUCGGUGUUAUGGCGCGGGGAUUUAAAGUAGGCUAAAUAGCCUUAUAAAUAGCCUUAAGUUCAGUUUUCUGUCUUGUUCUACAUUUCUGUCCAAACGGUUAAAACCAAUGUAUAAUUUACUGUUGUACAAUAUGAAACCUUUGUCUAAAUAAACAUUUUACUUUUUUAUUACUAAA
Messenger RNA from Danio rerio (zebrafish), 1847 nucleotides. Lineage: Eukaryota; Metazoa; Chordata; Actinopteri; Cypriniformes; Danionidae. The record is from RefSeq and is a predicted model, not a curated record.